Molecule: messenger RNA, 770 nt
Organism: Bubalus bubalis (water buffalo)
Lineage: Eukaryota; Metazoa; Chordata; Mammalia; Artiodactyla; Bovidae
Product: late histone H2B.L4-like
Exons: 1
Coding region: 96-644 (182 amino acids)
Biological process (GO): nucleosome assembly
Cellular component (GO): nucleosome
Molecular function (GO): DNA binding; structural constituent of chromatin; protein heterodimerization activity
Source: RefSeq, a predicted model, not a curated record
GAAGGGCGCAUUAGGAGUUGGGAAGUGGGACGUCCAGUGUCACGUGACAUGGGCUGCCAUAGUAACACGUCUCCCUGCCUUGCAUCCAAUCAGAUAUGGACAGUGUCUGUGACGUCAGGGAAAGCAGGGCCUAUAAAUCCAGCCAACGGCCUUCAACCCCCCCCCCCACCGGUCUUCUGGGAUGGGCUACGGGGAGGGGUGGCGCUGUCGUGUCCCAACCAUCCUCGGAAACUGAACCCUCUGAAACGGAGAUGGCGAAAGCGGAGACCUCCAAACCAGAGCCGUAUGAUGCGGAACCAAAACAGGCAAAGCAGAAGACAGCUAAUGGCCGCCGUCGCCGUCGCCGGCACUGCCGUAAGGACAAUUUCUCAAGUUUUGCUACCUAUUUCCCCGGGGUGCUGAGGCAAAUGCAUAAAGGCCUGAGUCUUUCCCACGACUCCGUGAACAUCCUGGAUUCGUUCGUGAAAGAUAUGUUUGAGCGGAUUGCCGAGGAGGCCGGGCGCCUGGCCCGCUACAACAAGCGCCGCACCAUCACGCACGAAGACAUCGAGGCAGCUGUGCGUCUUCUGUUGCCUGGGGAGCUCCGCAAGCAUGCCAUAACCGAGGCCACCAAGUCGCUCAUCAGAUACCACACCUGCAGAUGAACUGCCUCAGGACUGUCUGACCAUCGCAAACCAGACUUAAGGGUUCUCCCCUUAGGCCCUACAUUCAAUCUUUAAAACAUUUCUACCUCAACGAAAACAUUAAGAACCUCCUGACCUUUGCUUCAA